AAAAAGAAUACUCAAGCUUGGCUGUGAAAUUCUAAAUUUCUCCUUCUGUAUCGAUUAAUAAAUAUAAUACAUUGUACAUCAUUGUUGACUCGCAUUGAGCAGGCAAGAUGGGCGCAAACCAGGUACUGAAGCGGAUCCCCAGAAUCAAAUUCCCUAACAGACGGGCAGGUGAACAUCUAUCACAUCAGGUGUCUCCCCAAACACCUAAAACUGAGAGUAAAACAACGGAAACAUCAUCUUUAUUUGUAGCCCCUCCAAGGAACCUUGGUGUUGGAGGAAAGGCUUCAGAACAACCAAAACGGACUCCAGUUUCUGAGAAGGAAAUAGAAGCAAUAUUGUUGGGUGGAUGCAUUUGAUGAUAGAAUGGAGCAUCAAGAAGCAUAAUGGACAUGGCAUCUUGCCAUAUUCUUUCCAUUUUGGAAACUUAUCUUCUUUGGCAUUGGGAAUUUUAUGGAUUGCCCGGUGUGACAUUUCAUUUGAAUACCAGUAUACACUUUGAAUAAAAAAUAAGCUUUCACCUAUCAGAAAACAUUUUUAUAACGACGAAGUAAAUGACAAUGAUAUUUCAUUUUGUUUGCAAAAAAAUGUUUUUAACUGAUUCAUUACUUGUAAUUGGAUAAUGGGUUACAACAUUUUUGUUAGUUGAGCAUUGUAACUUAACCAAAUUGUCCAUCAUUGUCAGUAGAUGACAGCCAGUUUGAGAUGGUUUCGGUAGCUGAUAUUUUACUUAAUAUGGAACCUGGGCAUUUCCUCCCA
This is a messenger RNA of Cryptomeria japonica (Japanese cedar), 756 nucleotides long. RefSeq lists its product as uncharacterized. The transcript has 3 exons. The record is from RefSeq and is a predicted model, not a curated record. The coding region runs from base 108 to 356 and encodes 82 amino acids. Lineage: Eukaryota; Viridiplantae; Streptophyta; Pinopsida; Cupressales; Cupressaceae.